This is a messenger RNA of Vicugna pacos (alpaca), 1743 nucleotides long. It is a transcript of the gene ACSM4, whose product is annotated as acyl-CoA synthetase medium chain family member 4. Lineage: Eukaryota; Metazoa; Chordata; Mammalia; Artiodactyla; Camelidae. The record is from RefSeq and is a predicted model, not a curated record. Gene Ontology annotation, molecular function: fatty acid ligase activity; fatty-acyl-CoA synthase activity. Gene Ontology annotation, cellular component: mitochondrial matrix. Gene Ontology annotation, biological process: acyl-CoA metabolic process; fatty acid biosynthetic process.
AUGAAGAUUUUUUUCCGCUCCCAGAUGCUCAGACUCAUCUGGCUCACCAAGCCAUCUGGCCGGUGCUUUCACAGAGAUCACCAGCUUUGGGUGCCUCUAACUCUGGAUGACUUUGAAGCCAUAAAUCGCUGUGAGAGAUCACUGCCUAAGAACUUUAACUUUGCUGGGGAUGUGCUGGACCAGUGGUCCCGAAAAGAGAAGACAGGAGAGAGACCGGCCAGCCCAGCCCUGUGGUGGGUGAACGGCAAAGAGGACGAGGUGAAGUGGAGCUUUGGAGAAUUGGGCUCCUUGUCCCGAAAGGCUGCCAAUGUGCUCACCAAGCCCUGUGGCUUAGAGAGAGGAGACAGAGUGGCCGUGAUUCUGCCCAGAAUCCCAGAAUGGUGGCUCAUAAUCGUGGCUUGUAUGAGAACAGGGCUUGUCUUCAUGCCGGGAACAACCCAGUUGACAGCAAAAGACAUCCUCUAUCGGCUGCGAGCAUCCAAGGCCAAGUGCAUUGUGACCAGCGAGGAGGUGAUCCCGGCAGUGGAGUCCAUCGUGUCAGAGUGUCCAGACUUGAAGACCAAACUCCUGGUGUCCCCACACAACAGGAGUGGGUGGCACAGCUUCCAAGAGUUACUUCAAACUGCCCCUGCAGAGCACAGCUGUGUGGAGACAGGAAGUCAAGAACCAAUGGCCAUUUAUUUCACCAGUGGGACCACAGGCUCGCCCAAGAUGGCCCAGCACUCUCAGAGCAGCCUUGGAAUUGGGUACACCCUCUGUGGAAGGUACUGGCUAGACCUGAAGUCCUCAGACGUCAUAUGGAAUAUGUCUGACACUGGCUGGAUCAAGGCUGCCAUCGGCAGUGUAUUUUCCACCUGGCUUCAGGGAGCCUGUGUUUUUGCGCAUCAGAUGGCUCAUUUUGAUGCUGACACCUUCCUAGAUACGCUUACCACUUACCCCAUCACGACCUUGUGCAGUGCUCCCACUGUGUACCGGAUGCUUGUGCAGAAAGACCUUAAGAGAUAUAAAUUCAAGAAGCUGCGGCAUUGCUUGACAGGAGGGGAGCCACUCAACCCAGAGGUGCUAGAACAGUGGAAGGUGCAAACUGGUCUGGAACUGUACGAGGGCUACGGACAGACAGAAGUGGGAAUAAUUUGUGCCAAUCAGAAAGGACAAGAAAUUAAACCAGGCUCAAUGGGGAAAGGAGUACUUCCCUACGAUGUCCAGAUUAUAGAUGAAAAUGGCAACAUCCUACCACCUGGAAAAGAAGGGGAAAUUGCCCUCAGACUAACAUCUACACGGCCCUUCUGUUUCUUCUCUGAAUAUGUGGACAAUCCAGAGAAAACUGCUGCCACCGUAAGAGGGAAUUUUUAUGUCACUGGAGACAGAGGCGUGAUGGACAGUGAUGGUUAUUUCUGGUUUGUUGGCAGAGCUGAUGAUGUCAUCAUAUCCUCUGGGUACCGGAUCGGGCCGUUUGAGGUGGAGAGUGCGCUAAUUGAGCACCCAGCAGUUGUUGAGUCAGCUGUUGUCAGUAGUCCAGAUCCAAUCAGAGGAGAGGUAGUGAAAGCUUUUGUUGUCUUAUCUGCACCCUUUAAAUCAGCCAAUCCGGAGAAAUUAACUCUUGAACUUCAGGAUCAUGUGAAAAAAUCAACUGCACCUUACAAAUAUCCAAGAAAGGUGGAAUUUGUUCAAGAACUACCAAAGACAAUCACUGGAAAAAUCAAACGCAACGUUUUAAGAGAUCAUGAAUGGGGUCGAACAUAG